This is a messenger RNA of Uloborus diversus, 1193 nucleotides long. RefSeq lists its product as uncharacterized. The record is from RefSeq and is a predicted model, not a curated record. NCBI's taxonomy places the organism in Eukaryota, Metazoa, Arthropoda, Arachnida, Araneae, Uloboridae. The transcript is spliced from 8 exons. Bases 216 to 1082 code for a protein of 288 amino acids.
CUUCCUUUCUAUCGUUCCAUGACGCAGCACGCGCAGUGAUCCACUCGAAAAACGCCCCAGUAUCCUGUUCUGCCACUUAAACACACAACAGUUAGUGGGCGCAUAUUUGAAUCAACUCUGACCUCAAGAGUAGAACUGACCUGUGACGAUAAAACUAAAAGCCUUGCGAAAGUUUUCUUUCUCGGCAGCAUUUCGUCGCGGCGAAAACAUCAGAAAUGUUGAAGUUUCUGUUCCUAGCUGUAAUAUUGGUGGUUAGUGUAUCUGUUCGAUCAGAGCCAACAUGGCAAGGGUUAAGAGUUACUUGGGGAGUCAACUUACUAAGUUCUCGAAUUUUCGCCAAACUUCCUAUGACCGAAAGCAAGGCCAGAAGUGAAGGAUUUGCAAAGAUAUCUUCGGAAUGUUCAGGAGGCAAGUUCUUAGGUCACCGCUACAUGAAGGGUUUGGAUACUGCCGCAGUUUUACUUUUUGAUGACAAUGGUUACAUUGCUGGAAUACAAAAUGGAAUACCAAAAAAUGACAUCGACAAAGUAAACACAACCUACGACUUUGCUGGAACAUCUGCCUACCAACUUGACAAAAUACUUGGGGAGGAGGAAGUCUACUUCACCACUGCGUACUUUGUUGAUCCUAGCAUAAUUUGCAAUGGCGGACGCACCAAGGAGCAAUUUGAGGAGGACGGUACUGGAACUGGUUUAUAUUUACAAAAUGGAACAGAUCCAAUCCGAAAUUCCGUUCAAGUACCACUGUACGAGAAGGAUUUGGAAGGAACAGAGUGGGUUAAAGGCCAAUGCUUCAGAACUAUGGGAGUACAUUAUUGGUACAAGGUGAAAGAAGACAUGUCUUGUGAGCACCUUUUCCCAUUUGCUGUAAUCUACAAUAGAGGAAAACUGACGACAUUUAACUUCUGGAACAGCGGCAAUUACGAAUUCUCUCGCAGAUUUGAACAUCCACCACUUUCUUCCCUCUCGAUGUUUUUGCCUUCUCCUUUUCCUCAAUGCAUCAAUGACCAAUACGAGAUGUCCGGUGGCAUCAGCUCCAUGCAUGUCUAUUUCACGAUAAGACCGUGGAAUUUGUUCUGCUGAAGUGAAAACAUUGCAGAAUGCAUACCAAAGAUUUCAUUCUAAGAAAAGAAAAUUUUCUGUUUUUGUGUCUGAUUUGUAUAGUUAUGAAUGUCAAUAAAUAUUUUCAAUUAA